CCUCAGUCCAAUAGGAAUCCAGAGGCUGCCUGCAAGUGGUCUAAUCUCAAUGAGGUGUCAAUCAUGUUCCCUGGUGGGUGAAGUAAGGUCUUUUGUAACCGCCUCUGUCUUUGGGAAAAGAGGAGAGAGAGGAGAAAGACUUCAGCAGAGAGAGGAGGAACGCAGGACCGUGCUGCAGAAGGGGAACUGAGAUUUGAUUUUGCUUUUGCUUUAGCAGGGAGGAAAGUGGAGCACAUGGAUUUCUAAAAACGUUGGGAUUUUAUUAAAAAAACCACCACUGAAAACAGUCCAAUGAAUCGCAAUUGCAGAUCAAUGCAGAGAAAUGGGGAAACUUCACUCGAAACAUGCUGCCGUUUGUAAACCCAGAGAAAGUCCAGAAGGUGAUAGUUUUGCAGUGAACGCCUCCCUGGCUCGGAAAGGGAUUGAGGACUGGAUGGUGAAGCAGAAAUACUUCGGUAGCAGCGGGGACAGCAGUACGGGACUCCUGCAAGGCUGCCAGCACCGGGCUGUUUGCAGGCUCUCCGGCACCAGGGAUCCGUCUGGUGAAGGUUACAGAGAGACAAUUGGUGAUGAACACUUUCGUCUAGAAGUGGCUUUGCCUCCAGAGAAGACAGAUGGCGUUUGCAGUGGAGAUGAAAAGAAAGCUGGGAAAGAAAGUGACACACGUACAAGUUCCAGGAAACAACUAAAAUUUGAAGAAUUGCAAUGUGAUGUGUCUGUAGAGGAAGAUAACAGGCAAGAAUGGACCUUCACACUGUAUGACUUUGAUAACAACGGAAGAGUCACACGUGAGGACAUUACAAGCUUGCUUCAUACCAUCUAUGAGGUAGUUGACGCAUCAGUAAACCACUCCCCUAGUUCCAGUAAAACUCUGCGAGUGAAGCUUACUGUGGCACCUGAUGGAAGUCAGAAGAAAAAGAGUAUCUUACUAAACCCUGCUGAUUUGCAGAGCUCUAGGCACAGAGCUGAGAGCAAAGCCAAUGAAGAACUGAGAAGCUCUGAAAAGAAGCAGCGGGCUUCUCUCAGGUAUCACCCCAGUGACAACGCUCCUGAGCAAAGCGGGUGCUAUCGCCAUUGCGUGGAUGAGAACAUUGAAAGGAGAAACCACUAUUUAGAUCUUGCAGGAAUAGAAAACUAUACAUCGAAAUUUGGGCCAGGAUCUCCUCCAGCAGCUCAGAAAUAUGACCCACCAAAUAGAGUGGUGAAUCAGACUAGAUCCCGCUCUCAUGAACCUGAAAUCUUCCAUGCCCAACACAGGAAAUCUCAAGUGGUGGACCCCAGCCACAUCAAUUUGGCUGAUGCCUCGUACGCCAAGAUUGCAGAAAUACAACAAAGGCUGCGCAAUCAGGACUCAAACAAGCACUUUGUUAGGUCUCCCAAGGUCCAGAGCAAAAAUGUAGCCUCUGUUCACCCUGGAAGGGCAGUAAGGAAUAAACCUCUUCAAGGUGCAUCCAUGCCAAUGGCUUCCCCAACUGCACGGGUGGGCCAGAAUCUUCCUUACCUCCCCAUGCAGUCCCAGCAGGCUCACAAGAAACAUAAGCAGAGGGCAAAGGAGAAUCAUCAAAUGUGCAAAACCUUCCAUUCUCCGGGGACAGUUGUGGAAAAAGAGCAGGUAAGAGACCUGCCCACAGUCAUUUUAUAUGAAGGCCAAGUUGGACAAAUGAUCCAGAGACAUGAACACCAUCACCACCAUGAGCAUCACCACCACUAUCAUCACUUCUACCAGACAUAAAACCGAUCCCACCAACAUCAUCCAGGAAUCCCCCCAUAUGAAGGAAACGCCUUCCUGUGACUUCAGACUAAGGCAUUAUUAUGAUUAAUAUUAUUGUUACUCCAUUAAUAUUCAGCUAGCGUAUAUUUUAAAAAUUAUAUGAAACCAUUAAAACUUACACUAUUUAUAUGUCGUGAAGUUGCAUAGCUUACUUAACAACUUGUUGAUAUUGGUUUUUAAGUGGCUAGUAAAACAACAAACAGCCAUAGCUUUCAGAGCUGUGAUUUAAUGCAGGUCAUCAACGCACUUCCUUUACAAGUACUUCCUUCAUUGUAUUAGAAAAAGAUACUUCAAACAACGCUGCAGACAUAUAGCUUACCAGUCUGCCAUAUGUCGGCUUAUUGCACACAAGCCUUUUAUCAGGGGAGCAAUGUUCAAAGGUUUGGACUCCAGAAAUACUCAGAAUAACAGAAAAUACAAACAGCUGCUACCUCUAGUAUUAUUCAAAUUUUAUUUUCUUUUUACUGAUUGUAAUGUGCUACAAGGGGAUUUUAAUAUACUGCAUUCUUGUAGCCUGUUUGUGUUGUACUUUCACUAUCUUAAUAAUUACAAGGAAAUAUUAGCUAUAUUUGUCAACAGAGCUACAUUUUACAACUGAUACUUUCUUUUUGCCUUCAAGGUUCUUUACUGACUCAAGUCCAGUCUGUUAGAUAUUGAGUAGUAUUUAAAUAUACAUCCUUUUUUCUUUUUUUUACUCUCCAUUCUGCAUUGGGAAACCAUCUGAGAGGAAAGAAAAGAGGUGGAUAUGAACCCUCACUAAACCUUAAUGCUUGGGCCAUAACUAGCAUUCGUUGUUUUGUUUUGUUUUUAAUCCACAAUUCUUUGUUUUGAAAAAGAAUUGGAGGAAAAUAUACUUCUCACUUUAAAUGUUGGCAAAUAUAUAUACAUAAAAUAUAAAUAGAUAAAUAUAUAUAUAUAUAUACACACACACACACACA
Molecule: messenger RNA, 2709 nt
Organism: Gopherus flavomarginatus (Mexican gopher tortoise)
Lineage: Eukaryota; Metazoa; Chordata; Testudines; Testudinidae
Gene: NKD1
Product: NKD inhibitor of WNT signaling pathway 1
Exons: 10
Coding region: 323-1732 (469 amino acids)
Biological process (GO): negative regulation of Wnt signaling pathway
Cellular component (GO): cytoplasm
Molecular function (GO): calcium ion binding
Source: RefSeq, a predicted model, not a curated record